Penicillium canescens is the source of this 1488-nucleotide messenger RNA. RefSeq lists its product as uncharacterized. The record is from RefSeq and is a predicted model, not a curated record. The transcript is spliced from 5 exons. Bases 1 to 1488 code for a protein of 495 amino acids. NCBI's taxonomy places the organism in Eukaryota, Fungi, Ascomycota, Eurotiomycetes, Eurotiales, Aspergillaceae.
AUGAUAUUAAUCGGGUUUUCGAUUCUCGAUCCGUAUGGCUCAAAAGCCUUUGUCUCACGCUACCAGGCCUACCUUAUCGAGUUGUGCCGAGCAGACCUGGCCUGCAAAGCUCGCGGAAAAUCCGGCUCCCCAUCGGGAUUGAUCCGUUCUCUAGCAUCCUCACUUCUAGUUUUGUACCUCAAUCUGGAAAAUCGGAACCACGAAGAGGCCGCCUUUAUGCUGUGUGCCCAGACAUUACAUAUCGCCGAAAAGCAUGGCUUAUACGAGAUGCACCAUAAGCAGGACCUCAUUGCGAAUCUUCUUACAAAAUCUUCUGAUAGUGAGAGCUAUUGGAUGCUGUGGGCAAGGAUUGAAUCUAUCAAAAUGCUGGUAUUAUGCUUGGUGCGUAUGGAUACGGCUUACGCCCGCUUGAUGGGUACCAACGGGGUCAUUGAUCCCAACCAGGUCAACGUCAUCCUCCCCGUAAACAGCGUUCUCUUCAACUCACCCAAUGCGGAUAAAUUCGUGGAGGAUGCGAAGAUGGCAACAGCCGUUCCUAUGCCCGUUAUCCACAUGCGACAUUUUGCGGAAAGCGCCCCUAAAAGUGGAGUGAUGAACGGAUUCCUUCUGCGAGUGGUUUUGGAUCAUAUCCAUAUCCGGGUCUCCAGCGCUCAGGUUCGGGUCUUUUCCGCCGCGGACGAUAAUGUGCCACAAAUCUGCGAUUUUGCACUAGCCAACCUGUAUAACCGGUCUGCGGAAGCGAAAGACAUUAACCACCAGCUUGUUGCUAUAUCGAGAAAUUAUGCGAGCUUGCUUCAGCCGCCUGCUGACCCUCUUUCCCCAUUGGCAUGGAAUUAUCUAUGCAUGAUCGUAUCCGCUCCAGUCGAACAGUUGGAGCUAGCGAUCGGUCGCCGCGGACCACAAUGUGCUCCAAAAUCCCGCGCUGCUAUUGAGGUGUGGUCCAAGUCACCAGUCGCCAGGCGGGCCGUUUUGCAUGCUGCCCAAAUAUGCUAUAUCCUCACCUUCGGCGCACACCCGCCGUUAUCCUCAGCGGAGAAGAAAUUGCUGCGAGUCGAAUCGAUGGUUUUCACCUCGGCCUUGGUACUUGGUCUGUACUUUUCCACGGAAAGAACAUCUAUUCCUUCUCCUAGACUGGCCGAAGAUAGCAAUCCACCCAGUGCGUUGGAACUCUUGCAAGAUAUUGACUGGGCUAUCGUCAACGGCGAGGGCUUUGCAGAGGACUGUGAUUGGCCCAUGGCUCUCCACAAUACUGAACGAUCUACCUCAGCUCAGUUUGCAGGAGUCCAAGCCAGGGAGUUUAUUCGACAUGGGCAGCUAUCACUUUCCUUUGAUGGUAAAUCUCAAUUGCAAGGCGUCAAAAUGGCCGCCAGUGUUUUCCAGGAGUAUGCCUAUAUUCUUGAUCAACUUGGUGGGUCUGGUGAGUCUCAUGGAUCUGGGAGUGACUUUGCAAAUAUAGCUAGAUCUGUUAGUGAUAUUCUGGCGUCCUGA